Molecule: messenger RNA, 1580 nt
Organism: Epinephelus moara (kelp grouper)
Lineage: Eukaryota; Metazoa; Chordata; Actinopteri; Perciformes; Serranidae
Gene: ccn5
Product: cellular communication network factor 5
Exons: 5
Coding region: 60-1121 (353 amino acids)
Biological process (GO): signal transduction; cell adhesion
Cellular component (GO): extracellular matrix; extracellular region
Molecular function (GO): integrin binding; heparin binding
Source: RefSeq, a predicted model, not a curated record
CAAACAGCGUCACACAGAUUAGCGAGACAGACUGAGCUCCAUCAGCAACACAAGCCCCCAUGGAUCGACUGCUGUGUGACUGUGUGAUGAUAGCUGUGGCUGUGCUGCUGUGUGUGACUACACAGGUGUUCGGCCAGCUGUGUGACAGGCCCUGCCUUUGCCCCAGUUCUGUCCCCCAGUGCCCCUUGGGAGUCCCACUGGUGCUGGAUGGCUGCCGCUGCUGCCAGGUGUGUGCCCGCCAGCGAGGCGAGCCCUGCACUGAGAUGUUUCCCUGCGACAGCCAGAGAGGACUGCGGUGCGACUACAGCGCCAGCUUCCCUGGAGACGCUGGGGAGUGUGUCGGUCAGGAGGAUCUGCGCUGUGAAGUCAACGGCAUCACUUACCACGAGGGCCAGUCGUUUCAGCCCUCCUGUGACACUUACUGCCACUGCAGAGGUGGAGGGGUGAGCUGUGUGCCAGCUUGCCCUCUGACUGCCCGUCUCCCCACUCCAGACUGUCCCAACCCACAACAUAUCCGGCUACCAGGGAAAUGCUGCAAGGAAUGGGUGUGUGAAAACCUCGAGAACACGGUCAUUCAGGAUGCCAUCACAGCCAUGAGACCUGGCAGGUUGUGGCCAGCUCUCCCGAUGGAUCACCCUUUAAACAAACUGGUCCAACCGGCCUCUACCUGUGUAGAGCAGAGCACCCAGUGGAGCGCCUGUUCUCAGAGCUGUGGGGCUGGAGUCUCCACCCGGGUUUCUAACCAGAACCCAGCCUGCAAGCUGCAAAUGGAAACUCGACUUUGUAAAGUGCGGCCGUGCCACACAGUUCAGCCCGCCGCAAGGAAACCCAUGUGGGGACGGCAGGGACGCUGUAAAGCCAGCUACACGUCACCGGGCCCCAUUCGGCUCAUUCACCAAGGCUGCUACAGCACUCGUGCCUACCAGCUGCGGUACUGCGGACAGUGCACUGACUCCCGCUGCUGCACGCCUUAUCAAACCACCACCGCUGAGGUGACCUUCCACUGCCCCUCCGGCAGACUGAUACAGCGACCCGUGAUGAUGAUCCACUCCUGUGUCUGUCAUAACAACUGCCCCUACGCACCUUACAGUAACCCGGCUCUGUGGGGCUUCAGACCCUGAGCUGAGAUCGACCUCUGUGAGCACAGAUGCACCCAGAACAGUAAGACUUCACUGGUUCGGCUCACCGGGUGGAUACACGACUAAUUGUAGAUAAAAACUGUGAUUGAGUCAGGAUGAACGUCGAUUUUCACACAUGUAGAAUCUCAAUCUGCACUUAUUCACAACUCCUUUUUGCUUCCACACCUUGGGAGGCCAUUAUACUGGUGACACAGAAGUAAAAGAGUGCUUCACAGAAAGAAGAAAAUGCAAAGGAAUACAGGAGACAGAUAAGUUAAAACAAGAGGAAGUAAAUGUAUAACCCACAAAGUAAAAGUUACAGAAUCAUAAGUGGGUUUUAAGAAAAUUAUGCACUGAUUUGCCUUCUCUGAGACUCUUAUUUCUAGAGGUCAGAGGGCACAACAACUCAUUAAGUACAAAUCAAGUGGCAACCUCUGGGGCAAAAAAAAAAAAUGCAGCCAA